GAGAAGAUGAUUCAUUGUGACAGACGCAGUAGGCAUCCACAAAUCCAUCCUGUAUGUAUGUGUAUAGACAGAGCUGACUCUAAUUUUAGAGAGAAUUUUUAGGGUCGGGAAAGCGGUAGAGCAAAACGAAAAGAGCAGAAAACGGAGCCUAUUAUUUUCUGACAACCACCCUAAAAUUUCUCACCUCUUCUGCUUCAAACAACAAUCAAUCGAUCCUUUCUAUUUCCUUUCAUUUUCAAGUUCCCUUAACGGGUCUGCUACUUUGAGUUACCCAUGGUUACAAUAAUAAUGUCUUCUCUGCCCACUACAACGACGACGAAAUGGUCUCCGACCUCCUUUCAGCUCCGAUUAGCGUUCACCACCCGAAAGUCUCCGCCGUCCGUGCCCUUUUUAAGGACCCGAAUACUGAAGCUUGAUCGCCGAGUUCGGAUGUUUUCAGUUUUUGCCGACGCUUCAGCAGCUAGGAACCAUAAUAAUAAGAAAGCCGAACGUGGUCGUUCUGGAGAUUCUUGGGCAGUUAAUCCGAAUUCAACCGCCGACGGCUUCGCUGGCUGGACCGAUGGUGAACAAUCACAAGACCCUCAUCCCAAGCACUCCCUUAAAGGAAUUGUGGGAGCAGGGGUGGCUGGGGUUGUUAUUGUGGCCGGUCUUACCUUCGCCGCAUUGUCCAUGGGCAAGCGAAACACUUCUGGAGUUAAACCACAGAUGGAGCCCCUAACAACAACCCAGCAAGAAGUGUCAUUGGCAUCUGAUAAUCACAAUGAUGACAAUGAAGAAGAUACAAAUGACAGCAAGAAUGAGACUGUAGAUGCUAGCAGUCAAGAAAGCAUGACAAGUGUAGACAAGAAUGUCUUUUCAAGUAGUGGAAAAACUGAAGUUACUGAAAACAAAGAUGGUUAUGAUACUAAUGUGGGUGAGCCAUCAAGUAAUGGUGCUUUUGCUAAUAAGAUGCCCGUUCAACCAGAUUUACAAAAUGAAUCAUCCAUUAAUGUUACAUCAGUUGCUUCUGAAGACUUGCCUAAUCCACCAGAGACCAAGAUCUCUGGUGGAUCUUUUGCCACCUUAGGUUCUGAAAGUGACAGUGUUAAUCCUGUGACUGAGAAACCAAAGCCACCCAGUGAACUUCAACCUGAAGGAGAAAAGUCAAUUACCAACUCUUCCGAGAAAGAAAUUGAAAAUUCAAACUCUUUGUCUGAAUUAUCUCAAGAUGGAUACACCACCUUAGGUGCCUCUCUGGAUUCACAACUUGAUGGAGUUUCAGAGACCAAGAUUAUGCAUGAUAUGGGUGGGGAAACUAGAAGUUCACCUGCAUACCAAGAUGUUGGCCUGGAAAAAACAAAGGAGAUUUCAGCUGGUGGAGAGAAGUCAUCUCUGGCAUUGCAUGAUGUGACUGUAACUGAAUCAUCCGCAGCAUUGAUUUCGGAUGUGUCCUAUCCUUUCUCCAAUGAACGACUUGGCAAUAUCUAUCAAAAUAAUACUGAAACCAAAUCAUCUAUCGAGUUGAAUGGUCUUGGAAUCACCUUUACUUCUGCUGGCAUACCUGCUCCAAUAGUUGUCUCAACAUCUCUGAAGGAAGCUCCUGGGAAAGUUUUGGUUCCUGCUGCUGUUGAUCAAGUUCAAGGUCAGGCAUUAGCUGCAUUGCAAGCUUUAAAGGUUAUUGAGGCUGAUGUUCAACCAGGAGAUCUUUGUACUCGUCGAGAAUAUGCUCGAUGGUUGCUUUCAGCCAGCAGUGCCUUGUCCAGGAGUACAGUUUCAAAGGUCUACCCUGCAAUGUAUAUAGAAAAUGUCACAGAACUUGCAUUUGAUGACAUUACAGCUGAAGACCCAGAUUUUCAAUCUAUUCAAGGUUUGGCAGAAGCUGGUCUAAUUUCCAGUAAGCUUUCAAGACGUGACAUGCAGUCUUCUCUAGAUGAUGAUCCUCAACCUAUCUUUUUCUCUCCUGAAAGCCCUUUGACGCGUCAGGAUCUUGUAAGUUGGAGGAUGGCCCUAGAGAAGAAACAGCUUCCGGUGGUUGACAAAAAGACUGUACAGCAACUUUCAGGUUUCAUAGAUAUUGACAAGAUCAAUCCAGAUGCUUGGCCUGCAGUUGUGGCUGACUUGGCAGCUGGAGAACACGGGAUCAUGGCCCUUUCUUUUGGAUAUACAAGACUGUUCCAGCCAGAUAAACCUGUGACAAAAGCUCAAGCUGCUAUUGCUCUUGCAACUGGGGAGGCUUCUGAUAUUGUUAGUGAGGAACUUGCACGUAUUGAAGCUGAGUCUAUGGCAGAAAAAGUUGUUGCUGCACAGAAUGCUCUAGUAGCUCAAGUAGAGCAAGAUAUCAAUGCUACUUAUGAGAAGGAGCUUCAACAGGAAAGGGAAAGGAGUGGUGCUGUAGAGAAAUUGGCAGUGGCAGCAAAGCAAGAACUGGAGAAGUUAAGAGCUGAGCGAGAAGAAGAAACUCUUGGAUUGAUGAAGGAACGAGCUGCAGUUGACUCAGAAAUGGAAAUUCUUUCCAGGUUGAGACGGGAAGUGGAGGAGCAGUUGCAGUCACUCCUGAGUAACAAGGUGGAAAUUACAUAUGAAAAGGAAAGGCUCAGCAAGCUUCGUACAGAUGCAGAAACUGAGAACCAAGAGAUUGCACGACUGCAGUAUGAGCUGGAGGUUGAGCGGAAAGCAUUGUCCAUGGCCAGAGCAUGGGCUGAAGAUGAGGCCAGAAGAGCAAGAGAGCAGGCAAAAUCCUUGGAAGAGGCUAGGGAACGUUGGGAGAGGCAAGGCAUCAAAGUGGUGGUUGAUGAUGACCUCCGUGAAGAAGCAGAUGUAGGAGUUACUUGGGUGGCUGCUGGAAAGGAAUCCUCCCUCGAAGGAACUAUUGAUAGGGCAGAGAACUUGGUGGAUAGACUGAAGGCUAUGGCAGAUGUUGUAAGAGGGAAAUCUAGGUAUACAAUUGAAAAAAUUAUCCAGGUGGUGAUCUCCAUGAUAGACAGUUUGAAGGAGGUAAUCGUUAAAGGUGGCAGGCAGGCAGGAGAGCUAAAAGAUAUUGCAGUUUCGAAGUUUGGCAGCUCAUUACAAGAGGCCCAACAGGGUUCAGUGCAAUUUACCUCGGCUGUAAAGGAAGGAAUCAAGCGGGUUGCGGGAGAGUGCAAGGAUGGGGUUGAGAAAAUCACUCAGAAGUUCAAGACAUGAAUGCUGCCUUCCCUUAGGAUGCCUGCUUCUAUGCUGUUUAACAAUAGCAGUACAGGUGAUGUGAUGCGGUACUGCUGCUGUGCUUCGAGUGCCGAGCGCAUUGGCCAUCUGACCAAAAUUGAGGAAAAGAAAAAGCUACAGGGUAGGUGAUGGAAUCUUCGGGGGUUUGUUAUCGAGGAUUUACGUGCCCCUUGUGAGCCUUAGGUAACCAAAUAAGCACGAAAGGCGGGUUGAGGGGCGACAGUGCCUUCUUUUUUAAAAAAGAAAGGCAUAACAGAGUACCUCUAUUUACUGUAGAAUUGUACGCUCCAUUGUUCCCCUAUAACAGAUAAGACGGAAAAUAAGAGAUCAUUUUUGAUGGAU
Molecule: messenger RNA, 3525 nt
Organism: Coffea eugenioides
Lineage: Eukaryota; Viridiplantae; Streptophyta; Magnoliopsida; Gentianales; Rubiaceae
Exons: 10
Coding region: 274-3162 (962 amino acids)
Source: RefSeq, a predicted model, not a curated record